AUGGAGAUAAUGCAAACAAUGCAAAUAAUGGAAAUAAUGCCCCUAUGUAUUCAAUACCCACAGCUAGAUGCCAACUUCGAACUUAAGUCUGGACUGAUCCAUUUGUUGCCCAAGUUUCAUGGCCUUGCAGGAGAGGAUCCACACAAGCAUCUGAAAGAGUUUCAUGUGGUUUGCUCAACCAUGCGGCCACAAGGAGUAGAUGAAGAGCAGAUCAAGCUGAGAGCCUUCCCAUUCUCACUUGAUGGAUCAGCCAAAGAUUGGCUCUACUACCUGCCACCAGCUGCUAUCACCAGCUGGGAUGGAUUGAAGAGGAUCUUCCUGGAAAAAUUCUUUCCAGCCUCCAGAACAGCAUCAAUAAGGAAGGAAAUUUGUGGUAUAAGGCAGAUGAGUGGUGAGACUCUACAUGAGUAUUGGGAGAGGUUCAAGAAGUUGUGUUCCAGCUGCCCUCACCAUCAGAUAAGUGACCAACUCCUAAUUCAAUAUCUCUAUGAAGGUUUAAUCCCCAUGGACAGGUACUUGGUAGAUGCUGCAAGUGGAGGAGCCUUGGCAGAGAAGACCCCAGCAGCUGCACAAGAGCUGAUAUCAAAGAUGGCACAAAAUGCCCAGCAGUUUGGCACCAGAAUUAACACUCCUACAAAAGCCAUAAAUGAAGUCAAUGUGGCUGCCACUAUGGACCAGCAAAGGAUGGAAAACAAGCUUGAGGAAUUGGCUUCCAUGGUCAGGCAGUUGGCAUUAGAGAGAAAGCAACAGCAACUUUGUGGCAUUUGCUCCUUGCCAUCCCAUACAACAGACCAAUGCCCACAGUUGCAAGAAAAUAAUGAGACAUGUGCAGGCAUUUUUCCUGGAAGACCAUUCCAGCACCAGCAGCACAGCCAACCACAACCUUCCAAUAGGUAUGACCCAUACUCAGAUGAUCUUGUCAAACAACUAGCAGCCAAUACACUCCAAUUCCAACAGAAAACAGAAACCACCAUUCAAAAUUUGGAGACCCAAAUAGGCCAGCUAGCCACAAACAUCAAUGAGUUAAGGAGUCAAGGUUCGGGGCAGCUUCCUUCACAACCAGUUGCCAAUCCAAGGGGUAAUGUUAGUGCCAUCAUGCUUCGAAGUGGGAAAGAAGUGAUCAUCCCAACCCCUCCACCAUCAUCAAACAAAGAGCAGCAUGCAGAGCAGCAGAAUGUAGAGGGUAGCAAAGAGCAGCAACCUUCCUCAGUCCAAGAAGCCAAGCAGCCAAACUCCAGCUAUCAAGAACAAGGAGAGUCUUCCAACAUCCAGCCCCUACCAUUCCCACAUCGAGCAACACAAAACAAGAAAAGAGCAGAAGCCGAAGUGGAUAAAGAGAUUCUGGAAACAUUCCAGAAAGUUGAAGUCAACAUUCCCCUCCUUGAAGCCAUUAGACAGAUCCCCAAGUAUGCAAAAUUUCUCAAGGAUUUGUGUACUCACAAGAGGAAGCUUAUGGGGAAUGAGAAGAUCAACCUUGGGAGAAAUGUCUCUGCCCUUAUCCAACCUGCCAUGCCAGCAAAGUGUAAAGAUCCAGGGAUGUUCUCCAUUCCUUGUACUAUAGGAGACAUGCAAUUUAGCAAUGCUUUACUAGAUUUAGGUGCAUCCAUUAAUGUCAUGCCUAACUCUAUUUAUGCUUCAUUGCAGUGUGGUCCUUUAAAGCCAACAGGAGUGGUUGUCCAACUAGCCAAUAGAAGUACUGCACACCCCACUGGAGUCCUAGAAGAUGUGCUGGUUAAGGUUAAGGAUUUAAUCUUUCCAGCAGAUUUUUAUGUUUUGAAUAUGGAAGAUAACAGCACACUUGAGCAUGCACCCUUGAUCCUAGGGAGACCAUUCUUAAAAACUGCUAGAACUAUUAUCAAUGUGCAUGAGGGUACACUUUCCAUGGAAUUUGCUGGUAACACAAUUAACUUCAAGAUACUUGAUGCCAUGAAAUUCCCUGUCGAGGAUCAUUCCACUUUUCAAGUAAAUAGAGUUGACCUAUUAGUG
This is a messenger RNA of Diospyros lotus (date-plum), 1986 nucleotides long. RefSeq lists its product as uncharacterized. The record is from RefSeq and is a predicted model, not a curated record. NCBI's taxonomy places the organism in Eukaryota, Viridiplantae, Streptophyta, Magnoliopsida, Ericales, Ebenaceae. The annotation marks the transcript as partial. The transcript is spliced from 3 exons.